CACGGAAACAGCACUGGCCGUGGGAAGCCCUCCCUGGAUCUCAGCCGCCCGGCGCAUACAUCCAGGCGCACACUCACAGACGCCAGGUGCCGCGAGCUCCGUCUCCGCCUCUCUCUCCGACUUCGCCUCUCGCGAGUUCCUCCGGCCGCCAGCUCCUCUCUGCGGUCUCCCCGCACGACGGAAGCGGAGAGACGGCGACGCCGAGAGAGCCAGAGCCAGAGAGAGAGAGGCACAGAGGCACAGAGGCAAAGUGACAUAUCUCGCCAUGAGCAAAGAAGUGCAGCCUCCCGGGCCCCUGGCCGCGUACAACAGCCUCGAGGACAAACACCUGGCCGCCUACUUCAGCAGCUCCCGCAUGAGACGUCACCUGCGCAUGGUCGGACUGAUCAAGCGCAGCGGGGAGCUGGUGUCGGAGAGGGCCUACAAGUUGCAGGUGGCGCGCAAGGAGCACCAGGAGCGCGUGAGGGAGGUGCUGGCUCAGGCCAUCCUGGACAAGGCCCUGCACAUGGAGCAUUACAGGCAGGCGGCCAUCCGACGGAAGCUGGAGGAGAUUUCCAAGCUGAAGAGGAUUCGGAGGAUACAGGUGGGGUGUGUCGAGUACAGCCGCGGGGCGGUGCCUCCGUCGUGGACGGCUCGCGGGCAGCAGGCGGAGAGAGACGCCCUGCAAAUCCUCCAGCCGCACCCUCCGCCUGAGCGCAGGACGGGGCCUCGGAGCGGAGGGACGAGCAACGGCGCUUCUCCAGACUCGCCAGCGGCCACCAGCUCCGCAGAGGCCGAGGAGUCGAGCCGUCCUCUGACGGCGCCCGAACGGAGCUCACGGCCCCAGCGACAGCAGCCGCUUCGCACCGCGGUCAGCCUGCCCUGUCCCACGCGACUCAACCAGCUGGAACGAGAGAUGCUGCAGAAGCUCACGGGCCGGACCACCUUUCUGGUGGAGCCUCACCCGCCACCGUCGCCCUACGUCCUUCCCCUCAUCUACAACCGCGUCGCCGCCACCGGCUCCAACCACCACCACCACCAGCAGCAGCUCAACUCCCGGAGCAACGAGGCGCUCAGGAGUCGAACGUCCGCGCAACCCCUCGGGACGAGACGCGGCAGGGUGCUCCGGAUUUCGGCCUCCCAGGGCCACGCAAGCCCCCCGGCGGUGGGCGACGGCAAGGUAGCGGCCGAUGGGUCGCUUCUGGUUGGCUCUGGCUCCCAGCCGCGGUUGCGGACGCUGGUCCCUCGCCCGCCCCAGCCCCGCGGCGGCGCGGCCACCGCCGCCGCCGCAGAGGUCUCCAUGCUCUACCUGGGCAAGCGCGGGCGCCCGUCGCGAGACCAGGUGCUCGGCGACGAGGUGCGGGUGAUGCAGCAGCACUGCGGCGGGGAGAGCCUCUGCGUGUUCCACGGUCGCCUUAGGAGAGGAGAGGCGUUUCGGUUCCGGUCGCGUCGGCUCGGCGGGUUCCCCUUCAGCCUGUCGCUCUACGUAGACAGCCUGCUGGUCGGCCGACUCAGCUGGUGCUGCGAGUUCCGCCACUGGCAGGGCGGCCGACUCAGCGGGCGCCUGUCGCACUUCAGCCUCACGGGCGUGCAGGGCGCCGCACCCUGCUACCGGUGCAUCAUCGCUCAGGGGCUGGACAUCCAGCCCUUCCCGCCGGCCAAGCGCAAGGGGGGCGAUCGCGAGCAAGCGGCGCGCACGGAGCCCCCGCGGAGGGAGAGCGUCGAGCAGCCGCAGCAGCAGCACUCGUCGACGGAGGAGAGCGACGAGGAGGAGGAAGACGAGGACGUUGACGUCGACGAUGAUGAUGGCGACGGUGACAGAGACGAAGCCACGGCAAGCAGUGGAAAAACAGCACCGAAUGAAUACAUGGAGGAUUUUGAAGAGGAGGAGGAGGAGCUCGAAGAGGAGAUGGAGGAGCGGCAGCAGAAGGUGAAGGAGGAGGACACGGGCGAGGUGGUGGAGAAAUGCCCGGGAUCCGGCGGCGAAGGCGGCGUUGUCGAGACGGACGACGAGCCGCGAGGUUUCGACGACGGUGCCGGAGAAGUUACCGAGGAAUCCGAUUGCGGCUCCGACGUGGAGGGGGGCUCCGCGACUGUGGGCAGUGCCAAUCGCGAGACGAACGUGAGGAGCUCUCCGGCGCACAGCAGUGAAAAUGUCGGAGAGGAUGAGGAGGAAGCAGAUGAGAAGAGGAACAAUGAGGAGGAGUCGGAUGAGGAGAAGCAAGGAGAGAUACCGGACGACGACUGGGACAGAGAGACACCAUCACCGCUGUGCAGCUACAUGGAAGAGGAGGAGCGAGACGAUGAAGGCGACGUCACGACCCGGGGGGGGAGCUCCCACUCCGCUCGUUCCGAAGAAAACGUCGGCAGGGAGGGGCGAGGGACCGUCGCUUCCGAUGAAGAAUCGGGACACGGCAGCGACGCGACGGAGGUUGACGCGGCGGCGGGACAGGAUGAAGAGGAGGAAUGGGACGAAGCAAUAGGCGAUGGUGACGGGAGCAUCCCUGCAGCGGCGGCGGUGGUAGUUGGAGACGAUGCGAGCAGCGGAGCCCUCACAAGCGUGGCUCGCCGCAUCUCGGCGGCGCUGAGCCACACCGAGCGGCGGGCCGCCUCCGAGCCGGAGCUGAGCAGCGACUCUUCGAACUCCGAGGAUGAGGAUUCGGCGGUGACGCCGGUGGCGGCCAUACUGGACAGCGGUGGCAGUCAUAACGAUGCGAUUGGACCAGACGGAAAGACCGACGCUGAAGCCGAUGACAAUGUCGAGGAAAGUGGGGACCACGAAGCGGCAGUGAAAAAUUCGGACGCCGAAGACAUUGCCUCUGAAUGGGAAGCGGAAACGUCCACUCGCGGUCGGGAGGUAGCCACUGUUGCCACUGAAGACGACUCUCCAGCGACCAAAGGAAUGAACGAUGUGACCAACGAAGGUGAAGUGUCUCAGCGGACACCAGGAGAUGAGCGAGAAGCUCCAGCGGAGACAUCAGAUGUCAUGGAUGUAGGAGGAUUAGGAGUCACAGACGCAGAUCUAAAGGACACAAAGGCCCAGGAUGGAGCUCCGGCAGAGGCUGAGGACAGAGCUCCUUCACAGGAAGCACAGGUUCAAGAUGGAGGUCCAGAGGGAAAAGCAGAGGUCGAAAAUAAUUUAUUAGAGGAAGCAGAGGCCCAGGAUGGAGCUGUAGUAGAAGAAGCAGAGGCCCAGGAUGGAGCUGUAGCAGAAGAAGCAGAGGCCCAGGAUGGAGCUGCAGUGGAGAAAGCAGAGGCCCAGGAUAGAGCUGCAGAAGAAGCAGAGGCACAGGAUGGAGCUCCAGUCGAGGAAGCAGAGGCCCAGGAUAGAGCUGCAGAAGAAGAAGCAGAGGUCCAGGAUGGAGCUGCAGUAGAGGAAGCAGAGGCCCAGGAUGGAGCUGCAGUAGAAGAAGCAAAGACACAGGAUGGAGCCCCAGUCGAGGAAGCAGAGGCCCAGGAUGGAGCUGCAGUAGAGCAAGCAGUGGCCCAGGAUGGAGCUGCAGUAGAAGAAGCAGAGGUCCAGGAUGGAGCUGUAGUAGAAGAAGCAGAGCGACAGGAUGGAGCUCCAGUCGAGGAAGCAGAGGCCCAGGAUGGAGCUGCAGUAGAGGAAGCAGAGGCCCACGAUGGAGCUGCAGUAGAAGAAGCAGAGGCCCAGGAUGGAGAUGCAGUAGAAGAAGCAGAUGCCCAAGGUGGAGCUCCAAUAGAAGAAGCUGAGGCACAGGAUGGAGCUCUAGGAGAGGAAGCAGAUACACAGGAUGGAGCUCCAACUGAGGCAUCAGAGGCCCAGAGUGGACCUCCAACAGAGGAAACUGAGACCCAUGACAAAGCACGAGUAGAGGAAGCAAAGGCCAAGCAUGGGGUUCCAACUGAUACAUUCGAGGUCCAGGAUGGAGCUCCAACAGAAGAAGCAGAGGCUCAGAGUGGAGCUCCAUCAGCGGAAGCAGAGGACAAGGAUAGGGCUUCAUCAAAAAAAGCAGAGGCCCAGGACAGAGCUUCAUCAGAGGAAGCAGAGGCACAAGAUGGAGCUCCAGUUGAAGAAGCAGAGGUCCGGGAUGGAGCUCCAUCAGAUGAAAUAAAGUCUCAGAGUGGAGUUGAAACAGAGGAAACAGAGGUCCAGUGUGAAGCUCCAUCAGCGGAAGUGGAGGCCCAGGAUGAAACUUCAGCAGAGAAACAUGAAAAUACUAUUUCAGACAAAGCAAUGGAUGGUGAUAUUAAGCAUCAAGCUCAUGGUGUCCAGUGGCCAGGAGAAGAAGCCCCGCAGGCAGACAAUGGGUUUCAAGAUAAAGAUCCUAUUGAGGCAGUGGCAAAUAUUGAAAAUGGAGUGACCAGCAAGGCGCAUGCUGAAGAUUUGGUGGCAGCACAAGAAGACGAGAACAAAGUCGAAGGUGAAGCUGCAGGGUGUGCGACAGACACUCUUUUUCAACAACAGCAAGAAGGACUCAAUAGUGUCCAGGACAGCGUUGAUGAGCAUGUGGAGGCCUUGGAAUUGGCCGAUGAAAUAAAUAAGGAUGAGUCUCCAGCAGAGGUAGGGCUAGACACCCAUGAUGAGUCUCCAUGUAACGGACCAGGUGACCACGAAGGAACUGCGGAACAAGAACAGAGGGAAGAUCGGAAUCCUGAGACCGAGCCUAAUAGCGAGGAGUUGGAGAGAGAUGAAAAGAAGCCACCCAAGUUGUGGAAAAAGUUGAGCCAGCGAGUGCUGAGUUUCAACGAACAUCAAAACGGAGAAGCGGCGAUGGAUGAACGAGGAGAUCAGAAACCUGACCCUGACAAACAGGCCAAGGUCCAGGGUGAUGUCGACACAAAGGAAAUCGAAGCUGCUGCAGAGAAGGUCGAAUCAGCGCAAGAUAAAACACCGGCGGACAAAUCCGGGGAUGUUUUGAGAGGAAUCGUCAGGAACGAGGCAGCGGAAGAGAACACCGAGCCUGGUGAUGCACAUCCGGACGAUGGAGACCACGCCAGAGCAGACGAAGAAUCGGAUGGAUGCGUGGUUAAGUCUGAGGUGUCGCAGCAAGCGGCUGAGGCUCAGCAAAAUGAUCUGGGGGAUGCGGUUGAACCUGGUGACACUUUGCAAGCGGACGAGAACACCGAUGUGCGCGGCGCGUCUCGAACGGGGCCCAGCGACAACGACGUCGGCGACGCGGGCCCAGAGGAUGGCACGAAGCGCAGCAGCGGAUCAACAGCCGAGGAUCUCGACGGCCAAGGGCGUCCUCGCAACGAGGUGGGCGACGGUCGCGAAGGAGGAACCGAGAAGAGCAACGCGGCUUCUGGAAAUGGGCAAGGCGACGGUGAAGCCGACGGCAAUAAAAAGCCUCGGCUCUGGAAGCAGCUGAGCAAGCGGGUCCUGAGCUGGUCGGAGCAGCAGAAUGAAUCUUCCCCGACGGAGGAGGCAGAAAUGGGAGGCAAGAGAGAGGAGGGACCUCACGGCGGCGCCGAGACCCACGGCGGAGUGGACAAUCGCGGUGGAGAGCUCCAGUGUGGAGUUUCGACGGAGGAAGCAGUGGUUCACCAGGGAUCUUGUCGCGAGCGCGAGCAGCGGUCCAGGGAAGAGGCUGGUAGAGGUGGGGACGUCAAAGCCCCCACUGGAGACACGGAGACGGGAGAGGACGAGACCUUGUCGGGCGACAGCAAUGGCGGGAAUUUGGACCUCGUGGCGUCCGAUGAUAAACCGGCAGAGUCAGAGGAUAAUCCAGCAACUGAGCAAAAGCUGAGGGGUGGAUUGACCCGCUGUACUAGCGGCUGUGAGAUCAUCUGCUCGUGCAGGACUGGUAAAGACGAGUAGCUCGGACAACCGUUCAGCAAUAAGGUGACGAUUAAUGCGGUGGAUCAAAUCGCGAGUGCUGUUGUGUGUGUGGAUGUCUGGGACAGCGGAGAGUCUUGAGCACCACGUGAUAUUGUGGAGGGGUGCACAUUCCCACAGCCUCAAUGUAAAACUCCGCGAGUGGGAUGAGACCGUCAAGAGCCUACUUUGGAGGCCAUGAGGCAUCAACUCCUCAACGGCCGCAAUGAUCUUGAAGGAGGCAGAAAGUGGCGGCGAGGUGCGAUGGCAUCAGCCGCAUUAACUCUUCAAUUGAUCUUGAGUGUCUUUACAGCCACUCAAUGAAGCUGCAUCUAAGCGGGGGUACAUGCGAGUUGGGGGGACGACGACACUGGUGUUGCUAAGGGGGACACGGCCCCCUACACUCCCCCCUACCUCCCCUGCCACCCCGGAGAAAUGAUCACUGGUGCGGGAACCUGCUGAAUGUGUUGUUAGAAUCUUGGGAGGACGUUUGACCUCGGCAGCUCAACGUUGACGCAGAUCAACUGUGCCCAUGGUGUGUGUGUGUGUUACAGGCGUUUGAAACAAUCGGAGAGAGCGGUGUAACAAUAGGAGUCGUUAAUCAAGAGGUCAGAAAGAGAUGCGGCCGGAUAGCUCAAGGGGUCAAAUCACUGAGCCGGUGCUGCUGAGAUCCUGGAUUUGAAUCUUGGCUUCCGCUGAUUGACGGUGACUAAAGUGUGUAGUGAGUCGAUGGCAUCAGCCAGAUCUCUCUUUCUGUCUCCCUGUAUCGGUGCUGUGAUUGUGUCUGUCUUGCUGUGUCUCUUUAUCUUUGUAUCUGUCUCUCAAUAUCGCUGUAUAUCUCCAUGUAUAUGUGUCCUUCUUGCUGGGCGUGAAUGUAUCCGCCAUCUGUGUGUGUGUCUCCUCUGUUUCUGUCUCUCUGCAUCUCUAUUGCUGUGUCCCUCUCUCUUUAUUAAUUGCUAUGUCUGUGUCUCCGCGUCUAUCUCUGCACAUAUUUCCAUGCCUCUAUCGGUGUAUCUAUCCUUGUCUCUGCAUCCAGGGCAACAUCUUCUCAUUGUCAGCACAGCUGAGACAGCUGUUUCUCAGAUCAGCUUUAGAACUUCCAAGUUGUAUCUGCCUGGUUCCACCCCACAUUAAAGGCCGUGACACACUAGGGAAAUAUCGUCUGUCAGUGGCUGCAUAUUGAGGAGGCGACAAAGUCCAUCUCGGUAUUUUUAUCCUCAGCGUGCAGGUGAAUUCAUCGAGUCGCCACUCUAAUAUGCUGGCAGUGGCUUCAUCAUAAGCACUCUCUCACAUAGAGACCCAUAGACUCUCUCACAUAGAGACCCAUAGACUCUCUCACAUAGAGACCCAUAGACUCUCUCACAUAGAGACCCAUAGACUCGCUCACAGACCCAUAGACUCACGGAGAAACCCACAGACUCGCGGAGAAACCCAUAGAUUCACAUUGAGGUCCACUGAGACAAUGGAAUAUACUGGCAGUGGCUUCAUCAUAAGUGCUUUCCCACAUACAGACCCAUAUAUACAGUCCCAUAGACUUAUAUAGAUACCCAUAGACUUACAUAGAGACCUGGGGGUUAUUUAGCCAAACUUCAUCACGCUGAUCACCACCGGUUAAUGAAGGUGGGGAGCAUAGAGGUUCGAGAAUAGUACAGUACAGCAAUGCACGCUGCUGCACUGCCCUCUGCUGGCAACGUCGCCCUGUCUGCAACCUAUAACACCUGUGUAUGGCACAGCAGUCGCCCAUCCAAGCACGAUGUGGGCUCCACCCCGCUCAUCUCUUUCCUAGGACUGGCGAGAUGGAGCACAUUCCGGGCGAUUUGACCACACGGGCUGAACACUUUGGGUCUCCCCCCCCCUUGCCCCCGGUUAUUUGUACCUGCACGCCUCACGUGACAUGAAAGGCGAAGAGGAGGAGGAGGUGGUGGUGGUGGAGUGAGAUUCCCUUCUCAACCGGGAGUCAGAGCCCCACCACCUGCGCUGCUUAGCACGGUUGGCUACGUGCGGUGCGAAAGAAGUUAAACAUACGUACACCUACAUUGAUUGCUUCCAGGAUUGUGUCGUCGUCGUCGACGUCACUGUUGACUCUACUUGAAGUGAGCGAGUCGCGCCGAAUAGACGCGACUUGGACAGCGAGCUACUGCUGCUACUGCUGCUACUGUUGCUGCUGUUGCUGCUGCUGCUGUUGCGUAUACGACAAUGAAUGCCCGCGGUUUCCAGGGUCUCCCCCAGCCCUCAAUGGCCAAGUUCGCCUUUCUGUGCUCGCCAAUUUCCGGGGCGAAUACGAAUUAAGUUGUGACACGCUGCGCGAGCCUGAUGAUUGCUAAAACGGUGCAUUCUGUGUGCGCUGACACAGCCGGAUUUAAAUGCGCGUGCUUGUUGCAUCCCACAGGAAGCAAACACUUUUGCGUGCGAGUCACAAUUUGUGUUUUCGUUAAGCCACUUGCUGAUUCUGGCCUAAAUGUUUGUGGUGAAGCCCUCCACUACCCAACAGAGCCAAAUAAAUCGCGUUGUCUCGCGUACAAGCGUUUCAAUGCGCCAAAUAUUGAGUCAGCUCACCGGCAAGUUGAAAAAAAAACAAUUUGUCGCGGCUAACUUUAGCAAUUGGAUAGCAAUUAGGAGAGCACGUGGCCCAACAUACUAUUUAAUUUUGAAACGUUGGCUGCGAAAACCUACGUGCUAAAUACUGUCUUGUGCACGUGCUAUGUUUCACGUGACACAAAGAACGCCAAUUUAUGUUAACUUGGAACAAGCUCAACACAAUCGUCAAUAACACUGUGGCCUUAAAAUAAAACUAAAUGUCAAAAGCGACGUUCCGGGAAAACACACAGAGAUGAGUGGAUAAUAAUCGCGAUAUACUGCACUUAUCUACACCAUGGGUGCCUGAUAAGAAUGAUAUUUUAAGAGAUAUUCUCUGAUGACCAUGUUUCAAAUUGUAAUGUUUGAAUCUCGAGAUGUCUCGCGCGCGUGUAUGCGCACUCGGGACGCGUUUAGCAAUCAUCAGGCGCAUGCGGCGCGUAACGUCUUCGUUUGUGUGCCGACGAACGUGGCGGAGACGCGGACCGUGUGGGUGGGCUGCUAUGACCCGGGUGUCGGGGGGGGGGGCCCGAAACAAACGGCGUGAUGUGUGCAGCGCGAGACACGCUGGGUUGACGGUGGCACUGUGGAGCGCGUCGAGGGCGUCUCUGGGCGCGCGGGGAGUAUUUGCUCAAUGGCUUUGACUGUACCGUGAACGUGUGAACGUGUCCGUGCGUAUUCACGACUCCGCAACCGUCGCUUGCAGAGCCGUGCCGAGGGUCCCCGCGGCGAGCGACCGCACCGGGGCCCCGCGCUUUGCAGCUGGGGGGGGCGGGCUCGCUUGGACGUCACGGUGUGAUAGGUGAUACUCCCCGUUGAGUUUGAAGGCGUCGAAGGGCCCCACAUCCCCCUACCCCGCUAUGGACGGCCCUGCAUCCUUGACAUCCUCAGAGACGGUGGCUUAGCGUGGUGGGCGCGGGGCACGGGUGCAGGUGCAAGGAAUCGAGUGGGGCUGCCCCAACUCCCCACUUGCUGCCUAAUCCCGCCCUGCCUCCUCGGAGCGCCGUGCCCCCCGGGUGCAGUUGCACCGCCUGCGCACUACCCACAGCUACGCCACCGUUUAUAGGCACCAAAUAGGAAUUGGUUAUUGACUUGAGAAAUAUUGCAUUUGAUUUAAAAUUAUUGUUAUUAUUACUGCUACUACUACUACUAUUGAUGUGUUGUUAUUCUUAUACGGUAAUGUAUUUAUCCAGAAAAGGUCUAAAUACGGUGUUCCCUGCAGCAUUUGGGAAGUUUGAUGAAUUCCGUUGUAAUGAGAAUAUUAUUUAUCAGUUGCGCAGAUUAAUAUAAUUACUGAUACUGUCAAAUUAUUAUUGAUUCAUAUUAAUAGUGAAUCUAUUAGCUACAAGUAUAUAAUUAAGCACACUAUAUGAACAUAUAAUGACAAGAACAAAAUAUGACGUCAUACAAUUUCGGGAACAAAAGUUUUGCUGGCUGGCUGUCUGGCUGGAGGGAGGGACGGAAGGUAACGUCCAAAAGACGUGGGGGCUGCUUGUACAAUACAAAUAUUCUCAUGAAGUUGAACGUGAUUUACAGUCCAUAGUUACUCCACUGUUGGAUGAACGUUUGACCACACCUCACCAUGCUGAUCAGUGCGGGUUGAUGAAGGCAGGGGGUGGAGGCAGGGGUGAGGAUCCGACCGCCCCCAGUUCAGAUAUCAACUCUCCACUGAUGUUCGCCAUGGCCGGAGAUUGAACUAGGUUCGCCGCUUUCGUAGCGCUGUGCGCUAACCACUGCGACAUCGCUCCCCCUUAAACACCGAUAAUACCGUAGCACACAGCAACAAUGCUCUGACAUUUGCAUUGCUAAUCUGAGCGCCUUAUUAAAAUACUAUAAUAGCAAUCAUCCUCAGCUAUGAUCUAUCCACUGCUGGAUGGAGGCCUUUCCGUAGCGACGCUAAUGCCUAACGCGGUCCUGCGAUGUAGCAAUCCCCGCUGGUGGUUGCUGGGAUUAGAUUGGACAUCGUAUCUAGGUAAACUGUGUUUGUGUUUUUGUUUCGGCACCAACAGCAAUAGAGACCCAUGACCUUGUCAACAUGUGUGUGGACAAAGGAAAACACAAUCUAGCUCCCCUUGAACAGGGCGCGAGAGCGGAGACAGGGAUGCGAGAUGAAUCCCCGUGCAAUAAUUGGGUGUGAUUUGAGAGCCGGCGUCCACGGCUGUGUGUGUGUGUGGGGGGGAGCGGUGGCGCAGUGGUUAGCGCACUGCACUACGAACCCGGUGACCCGAGUUUGAUCGAUUCUCGCUCAUGCCCAACA
Messenger RNA from Petromyzon marinus (sea lamprey), 10589 nucleotides. The record is from RefSeq and is a predicted model, not a curated record. NCBI's taxonomy places the organism in Eukaryota, Metazoa, Chordata, Hyperoartia, Petromyzontiformes, Petromyzontidae.